Molecule: messenger RNA, 2087 nt
Organism: Erigeron canadensis
Lineage: Eukaryota; Viridiplantae; Streptophyta; Magnoliopsida; Asterales; Asteraceae
Product: zinc finger RNA-binding protein-like
Exons: 2
Coding region: 35-1888 (617 amino acids)
Molecular function (GO): nucleic acid binding; zinc ion binding
Source: RefSeq, a predicted model, not a curated record
UCACAUAAAAAUUUUCAAACCCUUUUUUGUGACCAUGGAUCCUUAUGCAGCCGCUCAAACACAAACUUAUCAACCAACACCAUCAACAACAACAACAACGACGACAUCAUCAUCAUCACAAAUACAAUCAGAUCCAUAUAUCUAUAGCCAACAACAACAAUCAUAUGACCCAUCUCAAUAUGCAGCAUAUUAUCAACAAUAUGACCAAUCUCAACAAUAUUAUGACCCCCAAUCAUAUUAUCAAACGGCCCCACCUGAACAACAACAACCACAACCUGAACAACAACAACAACAAGAACAUGUUCCAAUUCACCCACCUGGUGUUCCGGUUCAACCCGACCCAAAUCAAUAUACUGAUCCAUAUUAUCAAACUGACCCUAAUGCUGCUGCUUAUUAUCAGACUGACCCUAAUGCUGCUUAUUACUAUGCACAGCCACAAACACAAACACAGACACCUCAAGUCGCCCAACAACAACCGGUAAGUUAUUCGGAUCCGGGUGUGGUUGUUCCUCCGGGUCAACAACCAUGGCAGCAUUAUCAGGCUCAAGCUGGUGAUUAUGGACUUGCUUCUGUUUAUCCACCACUGAACGAGCAAGGUAGUCAAUAUAGUGGUCCUAGCAGAGGUGGGGGUAGAGGCUUUAGAGGAGGUGCUUCGUCUAUCCGUGGAAGGGGACGCGGUACCAGUGGAGGACGUGGCACUAGUGGAGGACGUGGUAGCGCCCCGGGACGUGGUAGCGGAGGCCGUGUCAGUGGAGGCCGUGGAUUUGGUGGACGUGUGGGAGGACGCGGUGGGAGAACUAGUAUUAGUCAACCAAAACCGCAGCAAAAACCUCAGUUUUUGGCAUGGUGCGAACUGUGUCGAGUUGAUUGCAACACUCAAGAGGUUCUUGAUAAUCAUAAGAACGGGAAAAAACAUAAAAAGAACUUGGAAAUACAAGAAGACUUGAAGAGACUUGCAGCAGGCCAAACACUUGAACCUCGGACGCUGGAUGCUUCCGCUGCUCCAACUGAGAUACCAGAAGUCAAAGCUGAUGAAUCUCAAGCGGUUCUGUCCGAAGAACCAGAAAAUAGUUUAAAGCGAAAGAUGAUAGACGAAGAAAGGAACUCUGCUGAACCCGUCAAGAAACCAAGAGAAAAAGAACCUGUACCCUUUAUUUGUGAACUUUGUGAUGUGAAAUGUGAAUCAGCACCUGUUUUUGAUGCUCAUUUGAAAGGUAGAAAACAUUCUUUCAAUCUUCAACGGUUUCAGGAACAACAACUUGGACAAGUGGCCCUACAAGCACUUUACCCAGCAUUAGAAGCAGCAUUGUAUCCUGUGCUUCUUCAAGCACUUGCUCAGAGUGCUUCAACAUCCUAUGCAUACGGAGGACUUGAUCCACAAGUUCUUCAACUGCUGCAACCAUACUUACCUCAAACUGGGCCUGGUUAUUAUCCACGAGGCCCUGGAUCAGUACAUGGUCCGCGUUUGGAACCAUAUGGUCCGCCCCGAGGUGCAAGCCAGGAGGCGGGUGAUAACCACAUGAAACCUGUGAAUGAGCCUGAGUCGAAGACCGAAGAUCAAACGGAGUCCGUGAUUAAGACUGAAGAUCAAGUGGAGCCCGAUAUGAAGACUGAAGAUCAAGUUGAGCCUGAUACGAAGACUGAAGAUCAAGUUGAGCCUGAUACAAAGACUGAAGAUCAAGUUGAGCCUGAUAUGAAGACUGACGAUCAAGUUGAGCCUGAGGUAAAGACUGAAGAUCAAAUGGAGCCUGAGAGCAAAACCGAAGAUCAAAUGGAUCCCGAGAGCAAAAGCGAAAAUCAAAUGGAGCCCGAGAGCAAGACCGAAGAUCAAAUGGAGCCUGAGACCAAUACCGAGCAGGUUGACCCAAAUGCUGCUGAACCAAACUAGCGAGGGAUUGGUUUAUUAUAUUAUGUGGGGUUUUGCAUUCAAGUAGCUUAAAGAUUUUAUUUCACCGGGCUGUUUUCUCUGGCUAGAUGUAUCAAGAUACAGUAGUCUUGAAUUUGAAUACUUUUGAGUUUUGACAUUGACAAUAUCAUAGUGUUCUAUUCUAUGGUUUCAGUAUUAAGUAAAUUUCCUUUUUUAUAAA